This is a messenger RNA of Puccinia triticina, 966 nucleotides long. RefSeq lists its product as uncharacterized. The transcript has 5 exons. Lineage: Eukaryota; Fungi; Basidiomycota; Pucciniomycetes; Pucciniales; Pucciniaceae. Bases 1 to 966 code for a protein of 321 amino acids. The record is from RefSeq and is a predicted model, not a curated record.
AUGGCCACACCGAGCGCUGGACCGGACGAUACGGAUAAUGGAUCCAAGGAGUCAUUCUGGGAACUAGCCAAACAAAUCCAGGCGACACGGAAGCUAAUAAUCACAUCGAGGGCCGAGAUCGAAAAGAGUAAAUCCGAAGGGGCUUACCUCCUGAAGAAAAUUGAAGUCUAUGCAGGGCAUACUCCUGUAACCAAAGAGACAGAACCUGCGAAAGCUCGACGGAAAGCUCGACCGGCCCCAAAGGAACCCAAAUCAACCGGUAUGGGUUGCUACUCGAAAGCGGAAAGGGCUGUUAUCUUGGGGGAAAUAGAAAAGUUCUGUGUCUCUGAGAAGAUCACAAGCAGCCACCUCUGGCUCAAUCUUUCCCAGCCACGAACAGCGUCUCAACUGAUUUCGAAUCUGUCGGCCAAGUUGCCAAUGAGAAAAGAUGAAUCAAUUGUCAAAAAACUGCAGGAGCUGUGCCAGAAUCCAGACGGGGUUGCUGAACGUGCAAUUUGGACCGAAGAAGAAGAUGUGACUCUGAUCAAGGCUCUCAACCAGGAACGUUUUGUCUUGAUGGAUGGUAAACGGGACCACGAGAGGGUGAUCUGGUCUCAAAUUGCAGAGUAUUGCAAAGGAGAGGAUCCUUCUUUCAACAGGAAUGCUUUGCAAUGUCAAAAAAGAUGGCUUCAAGAAAGAAACUUUCAAGGCAAACGUGCGGGCAGCUUUUUGUGGAAAGAUGUCGAAUUCUAUGUUUUCAACGCAACCUACCUCCAAAAAUGCUGGGAUAAACUCUCAACCAGAUACAAAAAAGCCGAUGAAGAUUUCGAAACAUUCUUUCAGCGUACGAUUGAUGAGCAUGCUGACGCAACCAGUGCCCAACUCAACAAGAAAAUCUACGGUGGUGGCCACCAUAACUUUGCCGUCUUGGAUCAUCUCGGGAAAACCACCAAACGGAAGGGAUACAAAGAACCCCCCCGAUACUAG